Molecule: messenger RNA, 408 nt
Organism: Pyricularia pennisetigena
Lineage: Eukaryota; Fungi; Ascomycota; Sordariomycetes; Magnaporthales; Pyriculariaceae
Exons: 4
Coding region: 1-408 (135 amino acids)
Biological process (GO): cytoplasmic translation
Cellular component (GO): cytosolic large ribosomal subunit; ribosome
Molecular function (GO): structural constituent of ribosome
Source: RefSeq, a predicted model, not a curated record
AUGGCUCCCACCAAGAAGGGCGAGGUCCCCCGUACCGGUCUUGCUACCGGUCUUAACCGCGGCUUCAAAACCACCGCCAGGGUCACCAAGCCCCGCGUUAGCACUACCAAGGGCCACCUCAGCAAGAGGACUGCCUUUGUCCGUGAGCUCGUCAAGGAGGUCGCUGGGUAUGUGGAUCCUUCAUUUGGUAUCGCCUCUCGAAAGAUGCGCUUGUUACUGACGCUGGAUAAUUCUCUUCGACUUAGCCUUGCCCCCUAUGAGCGCCGUGUCAUCGAGCUGCUGAGGAACGGCAAGGACAAGCGUGCCCGCAAGCUGGCCAAGAAGCGCCUCGGUACUUUCGGCCGUGCCAAGGCCAAGGUUGAGCAGCUCCAGAACGUCAUCGCUGAGGCCCGUCGUGCCGGCCACUAA